UAUUUUUAGUAUAGAGCAAAUUAGAAUAGCUAGAUUGGGUGUGGGAAGUAAAAUGUCAAAAGGAAAAAAACGAGAGACAAUAAGGUUUUAAAGACAAGAACAUUUGUUCUCUUUGAGUGCCAUGGCUGUUUGUUUAUAAGGGACUUAACCAGCAACAUUAUUUUUCAGUUUUGGUUUUAAAGGGAAUGUAAUCCUAAAAUAAACAACUGUAAGGGGUGGAGAGGAGAGAGGAGAUCCCUAACUGCUACUCAGUGGUAGUCCAUGUGCCCCCUGCUGGGGUAUGUGGGACAUUCUCAGAAGGGUGGGGAAUACUUGUUCCUAGCCUAGGAAUACUUCCCAGCACAGUGGAAACUGACCCUAUUUUGUGGGGAAGACAGCAGAUGGUGCCAGAGACUGACACUAAUCAAUCCUUGGGCCCUUGAGGGAAGUGGGGGCAUGUAGGAUAAAGAUGGAAAAUUGGACAAAGAUCUGUGGUAACCAGGUAUUGCCCCUGCCUGGGCCAUUGCUCCCACACUCAGGAACUAGACUUUAUGGUUUAGGACAUGCCGUGCCUCCUGCCAAGUUAAUAACUUCCUCCCCUAAGCUGGAAUCCUGCCCCAGGCAAGAAUAUAGCUCCACACCUAUAACCACUCCUGCUCGGUCUGCUUGUCAAAACUAUCCUGCAGUUCAAGAUCAGAUCCCUUCCUGGGGUUUCAGGCAUCCUGCAGGAACCACCCCUCUCUCCUGAAUUCAAUAAUGAAGGCCUAUAAGCUUGUAGGCGUGCUGGUCAUGGUGGGCUUCACAGUGGGAAAGGGUCCUGUUCCCCAGGUCCGGAUCUGCCACUUGUGCCUCUUAGAAGAUCCUUCUGUAGGAUGCAUUUCGGGCUCUGAGAAGUGCACCAUCAACGGCUUAUCCCCAUGCAUGGUGAUCACCAUCUAUAAUAAUAACAAGGUUCGCUUCCUUAUCCGAGGCUGUGGACAGUACAACUCCUACCGCUGCCAAGAAAAACACAGCACCUACUCCUCAGAGUACUGGUAUGAGGCCCAGUGCUGCCAGUAUGAUUACUGCAACGCCUGGUAUAGCCCCCAGCUCCAGAGCUCCCUGCCUGAAUCCCCCAAGAGGCCCAUAAUCUGGCCCCUGUCCAACUCCCAGAUCUACCAGUUCUACCAGGCCCUCAACCUCUCAUUGCCCCUGCCAAGCUUUGAUGCUAGGAAGGAGCCUAAAGGCCAGGACCCCCUGGUCACUCUGCCCGCCGAGCUGGGCUUGUCCAUUGCUGACCUGCGCCACAUGUACUUGUUCCUCAACAGUUCAGGACUUCUGGUUCUUCCCCAGGCUGGACCCUGACACCUUCCCUUUCAAAGAUUCCACUCUUCCAGAGCCUUUCCUUAACACAGCAUCUUGUAGAACCCUCAGAGAAUACUACAUCCUCUGACCCUAUGAUCUCUUUGGAUUCCCUCCUUUGGACCUCCAGUGUCUGUAUAGUUUUGGUUUAAUUUCCUCCCAGGAACCCUGGUGCUGCCUUUCUUUCUCCUAGUAAAGAAUCUCAAGUGUGGAUUCUGCCCAGAUUGACCUGAGAAAGGCACAGAGGUUCCCAUCAUCUGAGUGUUUUACCUUUCCCUCCUCUCAUUCUGGUCACCUGCCACAUCCACUCAGAUCUGGUACUAUAUCCCCUGUCUUUUGCCUAUCUCUAAGAGUUAGUGCCAGACUGAACUAGCAGCAAAAAGGACUAAGGGUAGAAUGCUGUGAAGAUUUUCUGACAUGACAAUCUAGUGUUCCUGCCUCAUUAUCUCUACCCCUCUCCUGUCCUAGUUUCCUGUUGCCUGUGACCUUUUUUUCACAAUGUUUGUCCUCCUCAGCCGCAUUCCACCUCACUGAGUACUGAUACCCAUGUCCAUUGGUGGCUGGUGAGAGGAAAUGGGAGGGUUUGUCCUACUUUGCUCUA
This is a messenger RNA of Sciurus carolinensis (gray squirrel), 1921 nucleotides long. RefSeq names its product lymphocyte antigen 6 family member G5B (gene Ly6g5b). Gene Ontology annotation, cellular component: external side of plasma membrane. Bases 736 to 1323 code for a protein of 195 amino acids. The transcript has 3 exons. NCBI's taxonomy places the organism in Eukaryota, Metazoa, Chordata, Mammalia, Rodentia, Sciuridae. The record is from RefSeq and is a predicted model, not a curated record.